AUGUUUAACUAUUUGCUCUUCAUCAAGCACUUGGAGGCCACCGCCAUAUCAAGCAUGAUAUGCGAUGGGAUCAAUUAUAAAAGCGCUGAUAAGAGAUAUCAUCAAUUCAUUUUGGAAGAAGAAAUUUAUAAACUAUUUAUGAGUGAAUGUUCAUUAAAGAGUUUAGAAUUGGAUCACAUUAAACAUCAAAUCCAUCAUUUUCCCGGUGCGUAUAGGUGCCUAGCGGAUCUCGUCGAGUUGAAUACGAAUUCUUCCAUCCCUUCGGAAAUCUUUUUCGGUUUGUCACGAAUUUGCAAGCGUAUCAAAAAGAUUUAUGUAUACUUUGAUUACAUAGAUGAGGAGAAUUAUGGAUUCGUCAAGUUAAUUCAAGUUCAACAAAAUUUAAAACGUUUCGUUUGCACGAAAUCUUUUGAUAAUAAUAAUGACCCAUCCGAAGAACUCGGUCUCGCGUUAACAUCUUGCUCCCAAACUUUGACCAAUUUAGAAUCCAGAUUUAAACGUGAAAUCUUCCUUCCGCCAAGGAUUUUCCCUUUGUUCAGAAAUCUGAAGAUAUUACAAUUGCUUAAUGAUUUCCUUAGUGAGAGUUAUGAGGAACAACUUCAGGUUUCUUCCUACCCGAACCUUGAAAUCCUUUACAUAAAAAAUAUCUCCCCAUACACCAUUUCAAAGAUAAUUAAUAGUACCACGGGAAAGUUACGUAAAAUCUUGAUUCAGUAUAACAUCGGUGAUUAUUCGAAUUGUCUGAUUCAAUCCAUAAUUGAACAUUGUCCGAACGUGGAGAUUCUAUCCUUAAUCAUUGAUAUGGAUAAUCUGUUAUACUUUGUGAAAUUACUCGAUUCUUGUCGUCAGUUGAAGGGUUUAUUGAUUAGAUUAUCGGAUGAGAAUUAUAAAUACAGGAUCGACGAGGAAAGGGAAAAGGAUGGAAAGAGAUUUUUAAAUGCGCUCUUGAGAUCCUCAAGACAUUUAUUCCAAGCUUGUUAUAGUGAUACCACAAUUUCCAUGAAAUGUGUUAUUCGCCAUGACGAGCUUCGACUAUAUCCACCAUAA
Messenger RNA from Funneliformis caledonium, 1047 nucleotides. Lineage: Eukaryota; Fungi; Glomeromycota; Glomeromycetes; Glomerales; Glomeraceae. The record is from the annotation of a GenBank genome assembly.